Cryptococcus wingfieldii CBS 7118 is the source of this 696-nucleotide messenger RNA. RefSeq lists its product as hypothetical. The record is from RefSeq and is a predicted model, not a curated record. Lineage: Eukaryota; Fungi; Basidiomycota; Tremellomycetes; Tremellales; Cryptococcaceae. Bases 1 to 696 code for a protein of 231 amino acids. The transcript is spliced from 4 exons.
AUGUACUCUGUAAUCCUCGCAUUCCUCCCCGCCUCGCUCGAUAUCCUAUACCACGCCUACCUCCCAGCCUCUUCCGGUCCAUCCAUCGUGUCUACUGUUGUUGGGUAUGAUCGUCUAGCGGAGGGGAGCUCGAUAGGCGGGGAAUGGGUCAUGGGGGAGAGGGUGACGAUUGAUAUGAGUGGGAGGUGUUGGGCGGGGGAGAAGAGUGUGCAUUGUUGUAGUGGACUGGUAGGGAAGGGAGUGAGCACGAUCAUACCGCUCCUCGCAUCGUACCAGAUCUUCUACGGCCUUCUCGUCUUUUCCCUCGGCCUAGCAGCGACAUUCCAAUUGAUGGCGAGCAGAAAGUCGUUCGAGGUGGAGAGGCUGAAAGAGUUCCGGACGUUUGCAUUGGGGGUGAUGGUGCUGAAAGAUUUCGUCUCGGUCUGCGGCGCUGUUUUCACAGGCUGCGCGCUUAUGAUUGUCCCCCUGAUCGAAGACUCUAUUCCGGCCGACAACAUAGUUGACGUACGAGUCGGGUGGGGGUUCGUCGUCACCGUCUUUAUGGCGAUUCUUUCGUGCUUUUUCACUUUGGCGUUUGAAAACAAGUCGAGGAAGAUGUUGACGGACGAAGAACAGUCGAUCAGGCUUGGAGAUGACGAUGUCGCUUAUGACGAAGACCCGGAGAAACAGCCCCUCUUGGUGGAGGAUGUAGAGUAA